AUGGAAAGCCGAAUAAAGGUUGGUGUGGGGAGCGGAAAGAGAAAGGUCGACUCCCUGAUCCUGCGGGGGGUGGGGGUGGGGGUCAUCUGUGGCCACUGGGCUAACCAACUGCUUUCCCAGGUCCGUAAACAGUGGAUCCGAGUCCUGGAAGUUGGUGAGAGCCAUGUAUUGCCUCUAGAUGAAAUUGGAAGAGAGACCAUGACUGUAACCCUCAUCGAUGCCAAUCACUGCCCCGGUUCUGUCAUGUUUCUCUUUGAAGGAUACUUCGGAACCAUCCUCUACACAGGUGAUUUUCGAUAUACACCAUCCAUGCUGAAGGAGCCAGCCCUGGCACUAGGGAAGCAGAUCCAUACUUUAUACUUAGACAAUACCAAUUGCAACCCAGCCCUGGUUCUUCCUUCCCGACGAGAAGCUGCCCACCAGAUUAUCCAGCUCAUUCGAAGGCACCCACAACAUAACAUAAAGAUAGGGCUCUAUAGCCUGGGAAAGGAGUCAUUGCUGGAGCAGCUGGCCUUGGAGUUUCAGACCUGGGUGGUAUUGAGUCCUCAGCGCCUGGAGUUGGUACAGCUGCUGGGCCUGGCAGAUGUGUUCACAGUGGAAGAGAAGGCUGGCCGCAUCCAUGCUGUGGAACACAUGGAGAUCUGCCGUUCCGCCAUGCUGCAUUGGAACCGGACCCAUCCUACCAUUGCCAUCCUUCCCACAAGCCGGAAAAUCCACAGAUCGCACCCUGGCAUCCACAUCAUCCCUUACUCUGACCAUUCCUCCUACUCUGAGCUGCAUGCCUUUGUUGCGGCGCUGAAGCCUUGCCAGGUGGUGCCCAUUGUCAGUCGACAGCCCUUGGGGAGCUACUUUCAGGACAGCCUGAGUCCCAUGCUCUCCAUUCCCCUGAUUCCAGACUCUGUGCAGCAGUACAUGGGCUCCUCUUCUGAAAAGCCAGCGUUUCUCUGCCUGUUAGGAAAGAGGUUAAGGAGACCGAGAAUCCAAGGUGUUGUGUUUGAAUCUCCUCAGGAAGAUGCUGAUAAAUCUCAAGCUGACAGAGACUCAAAGAAGACCGAGAAGGAAAACCAUUCUCUUUGUCCUAGGGACCUUGAAAAGCAGCCCUCCUCCCAUCCGUUGAGGGUCAAGAAGCAGUUGUUUUCAGAUCUCUGCAGCAAAGAAUGGGAUGAGGAAGUCCCUUUCUGUAAGUCCCAGAAGAUGGUGACUGUGUUGACUGCCCCAUUGGGAUUUUCGGAUGAGAAGUUUCUUUCUCCGGAAACCAGGGAGCAUCUAGGCUUAGGGGCCCCCUUGAUACCCAGGGGAGACAGUAGUGGCCCAGCAGCUACGGGGAACCAAAGUGCCUGGGUAGAUCACGACUCUCGCCUGUUUCCCAGCGGCAGUGCUGCUCCCUUUCUCACUACUGAAUCUAAAGACCUGGCGCUGAAAUACCUUCUGACUCCAGUGAACUUCUUCCAGGCAAGGUUCUCGUCCAGGAGCUUUGACCAGCUAGUGGAAAAAUACCAUAAACCCAUACUGAAGUCCAGGCAGGAGACUACAGAAUGA
Molecule: messenger RNA, 1539 nt
Organism: Chinchilla lanigera (long-tailed chinchilla)
Lineage: Eukaryota; Metazoa; Chordata; Mammalia; Rodentia; Chinchillidae
Gene: Dclre1b
Product: DNA cross-link repair 1B
Exons: 3
Coding region: 1-1539 (512 amino acids)
Biological process (GO): protection from non-homologous end joining at telomere; interstrand cross-link repair; double-strand break repair via nonhomologous end joining
Molecular function (GO): damaged DNA binding; 5'-3' DNA exonuclease activity
Source: RefSeq, a predicted model, not a curated record